CACAGCUCUAUCCACCCAUCUUCUCUGUCACUCUGAAGCUCUGACUGCACUCAGAAGAUCCAUGGACACAGCUCUGCAUUAGGACUCCAGGUUCCAAGUCCCCAUUUCUUUCCAGCUCCCAACCUGGAUGGACCUACCUGAGGACUCCUGGUCCGAUGUCAAGAGAAUCAAUGUGGGGGGCUAUUACUAUCCCGUCAAAGUGAAGGGGACUGACAGCCCCUCUUCCUCACCAUCCCCCGGCUCUCAAGGAAUAGACCUGAGCUCCACCAAACCCAACCACCAACCUGACUCGGAAAGGACCCAACCUGUACAGGAGGGCAGGUCGCCUACCUCUGCCCACCACUUUGGGGUUUCUCACCUUUCCAGUUUGCCAAAUCCGGAAGAUAUUAUUCUUUUUAGGGAUUUAGAUCACAUCAACAAACUGAUCCUGCCCAGCAGAGACUCCAGGUUUGGUGCUUUGCCUGAACCACAAGGGGAUAUGUAUCAAACUUUGGCCAUCACUGCGGCUCAGGGGCCAGUCAGCUACGAUGGCUCUCCUGGAAGUUUCAUGCACUCCGCUGCCAGCUCACCAGUCUACGUGCCCACCACCAGGGUUGGACCCAUGCUUACAAGCAUCUCCUAUCUUCAAGGGAGCGGACCUUCACAGGCCUCCCACUCUGUGAACAGUCACUCAGUGUGGUCCCAACCAACCUCAGAGACCUCCUCAUACAGCAGCAGCAGUCCUCACACCUCCAGCAGAUACCACUACUCUCCCAGUCCUCCCAUGGCCAAUGGAAGCAACAGGGACACUGGCUACAACAAUGCCAUCAAUGUAAAUGGCAGAGAUCAAUACACACCUCUGGCUAGAUCGCUUAAUGGAUCUUACCAUAACCCCUACACAUCUUACAUGACACCACCUCUGACUUCAGCCUGGUCUACUGCACCCUUUGACAACUCCAUGCUUCACAGUCUUCAAGGAAGGCCGGCACCUAUUGCUAUGAGAGGGCAUCCUGGAGAUGUGCUGGACGAGCUGCCGGAGAGCCGGGAGUGUGUGAACUGUGGCUCCGUGCAGACCCCGCUGUGGAGACGGGACGGGACGGGACACUACCUGUGUAAUGCCUGCGGCCUGUACAGCAAGAUGAACGGCCUGAGCCGACCCCUCAUCAAACCGCAGAAAAGAGUGCCUUCGUCAAGGAGAAUCGGCUUGUCUUGUGCCAACUGUCAUACAACAACUACGACAUUAUGGCGCAGGAAUACAGAAGGGGAGCCCGUAUGCAAUGCCUGUGGCCUGUACAUGAAAUUACAUGGGGUUCCACGACCACUCGCAAUGAAGAAAGAAGGAAUCCAAACUAGAAAACGAAAGCCAAAGAAUCUAAACAAGUCAAAAUCCUCUAGCAAUGGUACCGGUAAUCACCAAAUCCCUAUGACUCCGACUUCCACAACAUCAUCCACAAACUCUGAUGACUGUGUAAAGAGUGGAUCUCCCAACAAUCAGAGCGCGGCUUCUGGGGUUGGGACACUGUUGAUAUCUUCUCAGCAAAGUGGGAGCACCAGCCCAGACAAUAAUGCACUAAAGUACACAGGGCAAGAUGGCUUGUACUCGACUGUCAGUAUGGGAUCCUCCUCUGAAGUUGGCGGUUCUGUCAGACAAGAUUCUUGGUGUGCUUUGGCUUUGGCUUGAUAACUGUUGGAUUGAUUUUGGCAUCAGUAAGCCUCCUCCUUAUAUGUGUUGAAGCAAGUCUACAGACUUCUGAUCUUCAUACAUCUCUAAAGAACACUGUCUAAUCCUUAGUGCCUUGGUUUAUCUGGAGAUUUUUGGAGAACAUUGUAGAUCAUCUAUGCAAGAGGAAUAAGACUAACGGAUAUAUAUUUUACAUGAAAAUGUUCUAUGAAGCCAAUGUUGAAUGAACUUCCUAACCUGGAUGGAUGCAGUUAAAUGCUCUUUAGAAGAAGGCCUUUAUACUCCAUAACACAUCGGGAAAUGCUGCCUUGUGAAAAGACACUUGAUCUAAUAUUAUUCUCCAGGCUUCCAGUUGGUGAAUUUCACCAAAAUUGUCUCACCUAUAGUAACUGGCUGAACCCUCAACUUUCAACUAUUGAAGUCAUCUCAAGAAGUUUCGCUGACACUCUUAUCUCUACUCCAUUCAGACCAUGUGACAUUUUGUUUAAUACAAGCCUGGUGAUACAUUGAAGCAUGUUGUGUCAUAAAAAAAUCCCAUUAUGGGUAUGUUCACACGUACACAGAUUUGAUGCACAUGAUUUGAUGCACAGGAUUUUCUGCUGCGGAUUUCAAUGUAAACUAAAUGACUGAGCACAUCUUAUCUGCAGUUACAAAUCCUGCGCAUCGAAUCUGGGCAGGAUCCUGUACGUGUGAACGCACCCUAUAGCAGCAUCACACAUAACAUGACUUACUUGGCACCUUGCUGGCAGAUUGAAAAUAAAUAUGAAUUGAUGUCAUUCUUUUUGUAGACAUACACUGGUUGCCAACCAAGGCUGGCUAUUAGAUUGCCAAAUGUUCUUAAAGAUAAAUAGCUGCAUAUCCUCCUGGUUGUUAGGUUGGUCAUUAUGUACACACAGAUACAACAAAAACAACAAUCACAUAGAAAUGAAUGUGUCGAUGUUGUGUGAUCGGGGACGGUGUUCGAUAAGUUUUCCAUUUUGGAAGAUUUGUUCUUUUUAAUACCUAUAAUAUUUUUCAGAGAGGGAAAUAACCAGCUAAAAAGCUAUUGCAGCAUAAAUUCUACAUUUUCAACAAGAUUAUCAUUCUUUAUGUGAGCCAUCCAAAUUUCAUUUAUGCAUGUAGAGGAACAACAAAGUAAAGACAUGAGAGUAUCACGUAGGUUUAUGGACAUGGAGACUAAGUCAUCAUCAACAUUAUUGUUGACUAAAGAUGAGAAUGGCUUCCAGGAUAGUGGAUGAUAGAAAACAUAAAACACUAAGAAAGGUUUUGGUCACAUAUUUCCUCUUUUAGGGCCUUUACCCAUUUUUGAAUGCAAGGAAAAUGCAAGGAAGAGCAGAUCUGUCUAACUUGAGCAAGAGCCAAUUACAAUAUCCAACAUUUGGGUGGAGGGUUUAUCGUUCUUAGAGGUUUGUGUGACUGGAUUGUUCAGUCUCAGUUGGCAUACAGGGUAGCAAAUGAUAUUUUUUCUUCCAUAAUACAAUAUUUUUGUAAAGAGAAAAGUGCAAUUGUCAUUGCAACAAUCAGUGUUAAAUCAUUUACAUAAGAUUUAACCACUUUUUGUAUGGAAUGUAUACAUUUUAACUUAAUGGUACUUUAAUAAUUUAAUAAUAAUGUUAAGCUGGCAUUUUUAUAACUUUUCCAGGCCUUGACAGGUGCCCCUCCCCCACCCAUAUCCCCCCCCCUCCCCACCAAGAUUUAAAUGAACGUUUUAUGUAUAUUGUUUUUCUAAUUGUAAUUUUCUUUCAAGAACAAAUAUUCUCAGGAAAAUGGUCUUUAUUAUUAAACUUAGAAAAUGCAAAUAACCCCACUACCUAUUUGCUGUUGAAUGUGUGCAAAGUGCAACACAUGUUAAAUUUGAAAAUGUUUAUGUGUUAAAUAUGUACAUAAGGUAAAGAACCACACUUGUGUGACUGGCACAUUGCUAAGUUGGUUUUAUGUUAUUUUUUGCCUUUUUUAUGGGAUGUUGUUGGAAACGUUACCAUACUAGAGCUUUAAAA
This is a messenger RNA of Hyla sarda, 3657 nucleotides long. RefSeq names its product GATA binding protein 6 (gene GATA6). The coding region runs from base 128 to 1660 and encodes 510 amino acids. Gene Ontology annotation, biological process: negative regulation of transcription by RNA polymerase II; cell fate commitment; positive regulation of transcription by RNA polymerase II. Gene Ontology annotation, cellular component: nucleus. The transcript has 7 exons. NCBI's taxonomy places the organism in Eukaryota, Metazoa, Chordata, Amphibia, Anura, Hylidae. The record is from RefSeq and is a predicted model, not a curated record. Gene Ontology annotation, molecular function: RNA polymerase II cis-regulatory region sequence-specific DNA binding; zinc ion binding; DNA-binding transcription factor activity, RNA polymerase II-specific.